AUGGGGUAUUGGGGGGACAUCUUCAGCUCUGGAUCUCGAACUCACCAUCGCCGUCUCCCAGAACGGCGGCGUUUGCUUCCUGCUUACAGAGCCGACCAGGGGGCCUCUGUCAGUCCUGCGAAGGAGGUGACGAAGGUUGCUCUCCGAUUGAAAUAUCAGAUCGAACAGGUCAUUCCGUUCGAGAUCGAAGAGAGUUCUAUCACAAAGCCUAAUAGUCGCAUCAUCACCGAUGAAGUGAUCCAGACUGCCAAGCAGGCAGGUGGCGAUGACCACAAAGCCUGUGUGCUGUACUGUCUCCUUGUUUGUCUACGGUGGUUCAAGCUGCAGGCGGGAGCCGAACUCUGGGAAUCUGAUCUGCACCUGCGUCGCGCGCUGGCGUGUGAGGUCAUUGCGAAGCGCAUAAUCGAGAGCGACGAGGACCAGGACUCCCUCAUGAAGGAUGCCCUGUUACAGAGGUACUCCAUCUUCCUGGACGGAGAACCAACUACACCGGCCAACGUUAUCGAGCGAGCCGUGGAUCUACAUGCUUUGAGAGUCAUAGGCUCUUCAGGAUACCAGAAGUGUAUCAAGUAUCUCUGGCGUGGGUGGUUCUGUCAAGAAGAGGGUAACCCGACCAAUUUCGUUCCCUACCACGACAAAGACAACACAGACUUUAGAAUUCAUUUCCAUCCUGACCGUAUGAGGACUCCUUUCUAUCAGAACGCAUGCCAGAUAUUUUUCUCGUUGAUAUACCUCAUCCUGUAUACCAUCGUCAUCAAUACCGUCAACUCUACCGGGGAUUUGGAUGUUGUUGAGGGAAUCCUCUAUGUCAUGACUUUGUCCUACAUCUGUGACGAGCUCACCAAACUCUGGAAGGUUGGAAGGGACUACUUCGACUUCUGGAACGCAUUCAACUCGACUCUGUACACCAUCCUCGCAGUGUCAUUCUUCCUCCGUGUCGCCGCCCUUACGCGGUCGAGCUCCGUCAACGAUGAACAGAGGAAAACACUCAACCAGCUGAGUUACAAUUUCCUGGCCAUGGCAGGUCCCAUGUUUUGGAUGCGUAUGAUGCUCUACCUCGAUUCAUUCAAAUUCUUCGGCGCCAUGUUCGUUGUGCUGCGAGUCAUGAUGAAGGAGAGCUUGAUUUUCUUUGCCCUUCUUUUUGUCAUUAUUGGCGGGUUCUUCCAGGCGUUUUACGGAAUGGCCCAGGCAGACGGCGAACUCGCUCUUACCAGGGGCAUCAUACAAGGCAUGGCGAACAGUGUCAUGCAGAGCCCAGAUUUCGGCGUAUUCGAGGAACUGGCGUUCCCCUUUGGUCUCGUCCUCUACUAUUUGUUCAAUUUCAUUGUCAUGAUUGUUUUGCUCAACAUUUUGAUUGCCCUCUACAAUAGCGCUUAUGAGGAUAUCGCUGGCAAUGCUGUGGACGAGUACAUGGCGAUCUUCGCGCUGAAGACAAUGCAGUUUGUCCGGGCACCAGACGAAAACGUUUUCAUUCCUCCCUUCAACCUGCUCGAAAUCAUCUUUCUGGUCCUCCCAUUUGAAUGGUGGAUGCCGCGCGAGUACUACGCCAAACUGAACGAGGUCAUCAUGGGUAUCAUCUACUCACCACUCUUACUCAUCAUCGCGACGCUCGAGACCCGCGAGGCACGCCGGAUCCGGUGGAAUCGUCGCCAAGGAGAAGAGGAUGACGAUGUUGUCCAGGAAUGGGAGGAUGUUGCUGAGGAAGUUGACUUUGACGUGGAUGAUACCUGGAGACAGGCCGUGCGGGACACCACCCCAGAUCCGAAUGCAGAGAACUGUACUUUGGAGAUCAUACAGCUGCGGGAGCAGAUCAAGGAACUCACAGCUGUGGUUCAUGCGUUCAUCGAGAAGAAGGAUACGGCAGAGCACAUAAGGGAGCAAUCAAGUUCCAAUCAAGCUGACGCGGAGUAG
Messenger RNA from Aspergillus lentulus, 1911 nucleotides. The record is from RefSeq and is a predicted model, not a curated record. Lineage: Eukaryota; Fungi; Ascomycota; Eurotiomycetes; Eurotiales; Aspergillaceae.